Molecule: messenger RNA, 827 nt
Organism: Paecilomyces variotii
Lineage: Eukaryota; Fungi; Ascomycota; Eurotiomycetes; Eurotiales; Thermoascaceae
Exons: 1
Coding region: 42-680 (212 amino acids)
Source: RefSeq, a predicted model, not a curated record
CUUCGGCGCAGACUCUGAAGCGGGAUUUCAGUGGCAAGGAGAUGAAUCUGUUUCGUCGACUUGGGAGUAGAACCAGUUUGUCUAGUUUGUCUAGCUCUGGUUCGAAGACGUGCAUACCUGAAGAUGCACCCCCCGUCCCAGCGGUUCCAGCAGAAUAUCAUAUGACUGCUGCAAAGGGCAGAAAUACCCAGCGUGGUAUUUCACGCCCUGACUCUGGCGAACCGUCUGCCGCCGCAGGCAGAGGCCUGGCAGCAAUGCCAAGCUUCAAUACGCUUGUGGCAACGGGGAGAAGGGACUUCAGAGAUAGAGCCCUCCAUUCCCACCCAGUGGACACAGAGGAGGUGCGGACCUCGAGGGACUCCAGGUUCCCUCUCCGCACCUCCUCGCUUCAGUACCUGGGUGGGAAUGGUGCUACUGCCAUACGUGGACCUACGCGUAUGAGGGCCGCUGAUUCGGUUCCCGAAUUCAGCGAACGGGGGACGGUGCAAGCCCGGCCUGCUACUUCCAGACGCUUCGGCGUUCUGAGAAGCGUACUCGGCUUCCUUGGGAAGUCGAAGGCAAAGGAGGGUAAAACCUCACAGGCAAAUGGCUGGAGGGGCCUUAAACGGCCCUCCAAAAACCCAGCCAGGGGCAAGCAGAUCUCGGCGCCGCGAGAUUUCAUAAAGCUCACGCCGAACUAAGUUCCCCAGGGACUUGGUUCGGUGUGGGAUUUGUGGCCGUCUCCCGUUUCUUCUCUGGGUCCUGGUGUUUUCUGCGGGUUCUUCGUGUUUUCUUUGGUGUUUUCUUUGGUGUUUUCUUUGGUGUUUUCUUUGGUGUUUUCUUUGGUG